This is a messenger RNA of Acanthosepion pharaonis, 714 nucleotides long. The record is from the annotation of a GenBank genome assembly. Lineage: Eukaryota; Metazoa; Mollusca; Cephalopoda; Sepiida; Sepiidae.
AUGGAAGUGUUAGAAGAAAUGGGUCAUGAAGUGAAAGUUUCUGAUCUGUAUGCUCAAAAUUUUGAUCCUGUUAUCAGACGGAAAGAUUUUACAGAUCUUACAGAUGACACAAAACAUAUCAACUACAGCAGAGAAGCUGCCAAAUGCUACAAGAAGAAAACUCUAGCUCCUUAUAUCAUGGAGGAAAUAGAAAAGAUCUCUUGGGCAGAUCUACUCUUCUUUCAAUUCCCACUUUAUUGGUACUCUCUGCCUGCCAUCUUGAAAGGAUGGAUUGAUAAAGUGUUGAUUGAAGGAUUUGCUUAUGAUUUUAAUUGUGGUGCUGUCCUUGAAAAUGGACUCCUAAAGGGUAAACGAGCAAUGCUGUCAAUAACAACUGGUGCUCAGAGAUCAAUGUAUUCUCCAAAAGGGAUUGCAGGUGACCUUAACAUCAACUUAUGGCCAAUCCAGUACACGUUGGGAAUAUGUGGUGUGGAAAUGCUGAAGCCAUAUAUUGUUCAUGGUGCUCUGUAUAUAAAUGAGGACACUAUAAAAGGUGUUGAGGAAAACUUAAAAAAACGACUGACUGGAAUAUUUGAGGAAGAGCCAAUGAAGUUUUUAUCGCUAAAAUCCUAUGCUUUCCCUAAAGGAGAACUAACUGAUGAAUUCUUGGCUCAAGUUCAGGAUAAAGCUCCUACUGUGGGACAACAUAUGGGCAAACCAAUAAUAAAUACAUAA